Molecule: messenger RNA, 510 nt
Organism: Hansenula ciferrii
Lineage: Eukaryota; Fungi; Ascomycota; Saccharomycetes; Phaffomycetales; Wickerhamomycetaceae
Gene: JJJ3
Product: Jjj3p
Exons: 1
Coding region: 1-510 (169 amino acids)
Biological process (GO): cellular response to misfolded protein
Cellular component (GO): endoplasmic reticulum membrane
Molecular function (GO): Hsp70 protein binding
Source: RefSeq, a predicted model, not a curated record
AUGACAUCCAUAACGCAAAAAACCCACUAUGAAAUACUGGAAGUGGAAAGAGAUUGUUCAGUUCAAGAUGUGAAAAAUGCAUAUAGAAGGAAAUUAUUAAACAUACAUCCUGACAAGACAAAUAAGCAAUUAGAUUCAGAUAUAAUAGCCAAAAUCAAACUAGCACAUGCCACUUUAUCAGAUCCCCAACUCCGGACCAAAUAUGAUGAUGAGUUAAUUCAAACUUAUAAAAAAAGUGGAUUAAUAAGUACAGGUGAAGGUCUUGAUAUUGUAAACUUGGAUGAUUUUGAAUAUGUUGAAGAGGAUGAUAUGGGGAAUUUCUUGAAAGAUUGUCCAAGGUGUACUGGAGAAAAUGGAUUUGUUUUAACUGAAGAUGAUCUAGCUGAAAAUGGGACACCUGAUGGGUUCGGUGGGUAUAAUAUUAUUGUUCAAUGUAAUGCAUGUAGUUUAUGGUUGAAGAUUAAAUAUUUUGAUCUAGAAGAUGAAGAAGAAGAAGGACAGCAAGUAUGA